Messenger RNA from Musca domestica (house fly), 1987 nucleotides. RefSeq names its product putative aldehyde dehydrogenase family 7 member A1 homolog (gene Aldh7A1). Gene Ontology annotation, molecular function: aldehyde dehydrogenase (NAD+) activity. NCBI's taxonomy places the organism in Eukaryota, Metazoa, Arthropoda, Insecta, Diptera, Muscidae. The coding region runs from base 160 to 1800 and encodes 546 amino acids. The transcript has 3 exons. The record is from RefSeq and is a predicted model, not a curated record.
UGCGCAAUUUACUCCAGAGAAGAGGAAAAUUGAAAGUACUUUUCAGUUGUACCAGAGACGUCGUAUAGACUUGAACACAAAACAAUUGCGAGCCGGUCCUGACUUGGAUUUUUUCGAAAUAAUAAAUAAGACUAAACCUCUUAUCACAAUUCAAACAAAAUGUCUCAACUUUUCCGUGCCGUUAGUUUACUGAAAAAUGCUCCUUUGCAUCAGGCACAAAGAGUAGCAUCUCUCCACCUUAGCUCUGCUCUGAAGGCCAAUAGUUAUUUAAUUGAUUCUCCAGAGUACGCUUUCCUUAAGGAUGUUGGAUUGGAACGUGAAAAUCCCGGUGUAUUCACUGGCUCAUGGAAAGGUUCAGGAGAAGUUGUCACUUCGAUUGAUCCUGGUACCGGUAAAGCAAUUGCCAGUGUUCGCUCUGGCACAGUUCAAGAAAUGGAAGAAUCCAUAAAGGUGGGAGUGGAAGCUUACAAAGAAUGGUGUCAAGUACCUGCUCCCGUUAGAGGUGAAAUUGUACGACAAAUUGGUGAUGAAUUACGCAAAUACAAGGAGCCUUUGGGUAAAUUGGUAAGCUUGGAAGUUGGUAAGAUCUACAGUGAAGGUCAAGGUGAAGUCCAAGAAUUCAUUGAUAUCUGUGAUUAUGCUGUGGGUCUGUCACGCAUCUAUGCUGGCCAAAUGAUUAACUCGGAAAGAGCUGAACACACAAUUUUGGAAGCAUGGCGUCCAUUGGGUUUGGUGGGCGUUAUUUCGGCCUAUAAUUUCCCCAAUGCCGUUUUUGGCUGGAAUGCUGCCAUUGCCUUGACCUGCGGCAACAGUGUUUUGUGGAAGGGAGCCCCAACCACCUCCUUAGUUUCGGUGGCCACCACUAAAAUUGUCGCCGAUGUCUUGAAACGCAAUAACUUGCCUCCAAUCACAACAUUGUGCCAAGGUGGCGCAGAUGUUGGCAAGAAAUUGGUUAGCGAUAAACGCGUCAAAUUGGUUUCCUUUACCGGCAGCUGUCAAACAGGACGCGAUGUUGGAGUGGAGGUACAAAAACGCUUCGGCAAAGUCAUUUUGGAAUUGGGCGGUAACAAUGCCUUGGUAAUUAAUGAAGAUGCCAAUUUGAAAAUGGCUUUGGAUGCUGCCCUGUUCGGUUGCAUUGGCACAUCUGGACAACGUUGUACUACCACCAGACGUAUUAUUGUCCAUGAGAAGCUCUAUGAUCAAUUCGUCAAGGAAUUAUGUGGCAAAUAUAAGCAGGUUUUGUCUCGCAUUGGUCAUCAAUUGGAUGCAAAUACCCUAGUGGGUCCUGUUCAUUCCCAACUAAAUAUUGAUGGUUAUAAGAAUACCAUUGCUGAUGCUGUUAAAUUGGGCGGUAAAGUGGCCUUUGGCGGUAAUGUUAUUAACCGUGAAGGAUUCUUCGUCGAACCCACUGUUAUUACCGGUUUAGCACAUGAUGCUCCUGUCGUACAUCGUGAAACUUUCGCUCCCAUUGUCUAUGUAUUGAAGACCAAAUCUGUUGAAGAAGCUAUUGAAUGGAAUAACGAAGUCGAUCAAGGUCUCUCGUCGGCCAUCUUCACCGAAAACAUGUCGAAGGCAUUCAAAUGGAUUGGCGCCCAAGGUUCCGAUUGUGGCAUUGUCAACAUUAACACCACCACAAAUGGUGCUGAAAUUGGAGGAGCCUUCGGUGGUGAGAAACACACUGGCGGUGGUCGUGAAUCUGGCUCAGAUGCCUGGAAACAGUACUGUAAACGUGCCACCAUAACCGUCAAUCAUUCUGGAGAAUUGGCUUGUGCCCAAGGUGUUGUUUUCAAUGUCGAGUAAUCAGAGUCUGAACACAUAUAUAAAACAUUAAUUUUAAGUAUUUUCCCCGAAUUUCCCGUUUUACCGCUAUUAAGCUUUAAAAAAAAUCAAUUGUGAGUUUUGUUAUAAAUGCACACAAUCAUCAUUGCUUUUUUGUAUAUUUAAUAUAAUAAUAAACAUAAUAAAUGUUUUAAUUCUGUAAAUAAAA